Messenger RNA from Ornithodoros turicata, 3376 nucleotides. It is a transcript of the gene IntS8, whose product is annotated as integrator complex subunit 8-like. The record is from RefSeq and is a predicted model, not a curated record. NCBI's taxonomy places the organism in Eukaryota, Metazoa, Arthropoda, Arachnida, Ixodida, Argasidae. The transcript is spliced from 24 exons. Gene Ontology annotation, cellular component: integrator complex. Gene Ontology annotation, biological process: snRNA 3'-end processing. Gene Ontology annotation, molecular function: protein binding. Bases 253 to 3216 code for a protein of 987 amino acids.
GGGCAUGCCGGGUGUGAAAAUAUUUACGUUACCAGAGCUUAAACUGGCGUUUCGAUUCAGAAAAACAGAAAUAAUGUGCACAGUACUGUCCAGCGGGAAGACACGUGUGUGUUACGCACUUUCGACACGUUCCAUGCUCACGCAAGGAACGCUACGGUCGCGUGAUGGCGGGCGAAAGUGUUCUUGAUUUGUGCGCGUUGAGUUCAAAGAAGCUUGCUGUAUUCCUUGACUUCUUUCUUUUUUGAAACCAGAAUGGAAACUUUGGAUGACGCGAUGUCGAUAACACGUCCCAGUAUUCACCCAGUUGUUUCUUGGAUAGACUUUUUACUGAAUGACAACUUGUUAGCGCAACAUCUUUCUGAAGAAAAGCCGGAUCCCUCAGCUUGUGAGCUGGUCAUACAGUUCCUUUCAAGUGCAAAUGCUGUUCCUCCCUCGGGUCAGAACAAUAACAAUGGGUCAAGCACACCAUCCACCGUUAUUGCACUAGAUGGAGCAAACAUAGACUCUGGGAAGUGCAGUCCUGAAGAAGAUACGACCGUAAAAAAACUGCUUCCUUUGAAGCUUCUUGCACUGAAGACCGCAGCUUUCCUUGGAUGGAAUUUAGAUGUCUUAGAAAACAAGCUACCAAUAUCAAUGCAACACAUGUUAAUCGAAGAACUCCAGCGAGCAGCAGGCUGCGGAGAGCUGGAAAAUGAAGCCAAACUUACAAACCCUGAUGCAGCAUUCGCUCAUAUUCUGAAAUGCCGUUGGACCCUCCGAACUGCUAUUCGUUCUCGAGUCCCUGUCCGUGGGCAGAAGGGCCUUGCAGUUCAGAUCCCUGGUCAAGUGGACCCCACACAAGUUCCUCCUGAAAUGCUAGAGUCUCUUACAAAGAAGUGUGAAGAAGAAUCAACUUCAGCAGCUGACUGGUUAGAGGUUCUAUUGGGACGCAAGGUGCCAGUUCGUAUACCAACAGUGGCUUCCUUCAGAGUGAUCAAAAGUGAUGUGAUUGACCAGACACAUGACUGGCAUAAUGGUAUUCCUGCCGCUCAGGAUGACAUCUCUUGCCAGGUAUCUUAUGAACUGGCAUGCUUCAACUUCUUCAAGGAAAGGUAUCAGCACGCAAGCCAACUCUUUGAAGCUGCACUUAGCUUAUACCCUAAGGUAAAAAAGCGAGUAGUCACCCACCUGGAUAUUGAAUCACUGAAAGGUUACUGUCUUGCUUGCCGUACUUCUGCUGCUACCAAGCGAUCGAUGAGCCUGUUGGACAAACUGAAGGCUUCUGUGGCUUCCAAUUUCAAGGGUGUGGUGUCUAUUCUUUUGGAGGAUAAUGUCAAACGGGAAAUCCCUCUGUAUGAAAGAGAAGCAGUAGAGCUGAGAGCUGAACAGCAACUUGGGCCAAAUUUGGACAUCCCCACACAAAUAUCCUUGUGCAAUUCUAUCCGAAGGGUGAUAAGUGGAGAUACUUUUGUAACUGGCAUGCAAGUUAACUUCGCUGCCAUGGACAAAGGAUGCAUUAUUGUCCUGAAUGAAGCACUUCAUGCGGUUGUGCCAUCUCUAAACGAAAAAGAAAUGAGGUACCUGAGGAACUUUGUUGGCUACAUCUGUAAUAUGUCACCAGACAUUGCUAAGACCCUGACAUGUUCAGGGGUGAUCAGGAAAUACUUUCCAAUGGAAGAGGUCGUACCUCCUAAUGAGUUGCCACCAAAGAUUCCUGCUGACAAGCUAUCUUUCUCAGAGAACGUUGCAACAAAUACUGUCAGGAUGGAACGUGCUCUGAUUGCUUCUCAUGAUCCUGAUGAGAUUGUGUCAUUGAUAAAGUACCUGCAGAACAUGACUCCACCUGUCAAGCUGCCUUCAUUAAACUCUCAUUGGAAAUUAGCAAGAAGUCUAAGGGACUUCCACAGGGGGCUACCCCCUCAGUGGCAGGAUCGCAUGUAUGUGCUCCUUGCAAAGGCUCUAGAGCUCCGAGCACUCAAGCUGUAUUGUGCAUCCUUGGUGCUGCUGCGAACUAUUGAAGCUGAGCUAAUGCCACAGUGGCGGCGCCUGGCAUCCAUAUUGCUGUCAGAAAUUCGGCAUACAGAAAUGCUUCAGGCAGCAGCUAACAUACAGACUCUCUACCAGAACUCAGCUCGGCGUAGUGAAGUGGUGGAUAUUGCACGAACAGCUGUGCUCGCAUACUACAAGGAGUCUGAAAAAGGAGAUUUUUCGCCAAAUCAAGACAUGGCCGAGAUUUGCUGUGUAACACUGCUUAACCUACAAGAGUGGGAUGCUAUACCAGAAGCAGAUAAACCUCUCCGGGGUAUUGCAGGCUUCCUCGAGCUUACACAGACAGUAGCUGCAGUGUGCAAGGAUGUUUAUCAGAACCGGUUCACACGCUCUGUUGCUCAGGAUUUGUGGGAUUUGGUGCUCUCGAUGUUUGCUGUCAACUCGACUUCUUCACAACACAAAAGGACAGGAUCUGGCACUGUCAAGGAAAACUUUCAACGAGAAGUAGUCUUGAGUCGGAAUACCUUUCAUUCAUUUCUUCAAAACCUCAAGGAGAACCUAGCACUUACUAUUUUACUGUCAUGCCUGGUUAAACUCUACAACAUAUUGAAGGACGACUGCAGUACGGAUGUAUCAUUAGAGCAUCAGCAACUGUGGCCUGUCGUCGUUACGAACUCAUCAUGCUACUGCCGGUCAACCUUGACAGAUGUUCUCCAAACAACACUUCAGCAUGCCAUAUCUACAAACAGUUCACAUGCAGUCUGGGUUAAAAUGAUGGCAGAUUUCUGCUAUGCAAGGAACCACUACUCCGCUGCUCUGAAACACUAUUUGACGGCCAUACUGAUGAGCACAGACUACUUCGCACAGUCCCCACCCAGAACUCUGGGUGGUGAUCCAAUGUAUAAACGCAUGGCUCAUUGUUGCACCAAGCUACAAUGUCAUACACAGGCUGCACUUCUCUGCCAGUUAAUGGACGAGCCUGACUAUAGCGCUGCGUUCAAGUCAUUGAAUGAGCGUCAGAGUCAAGACAGUUGUGAUUCACUGUAUGAACACAUAUGUGAUGUGACACUUCUGGAGUUCCUCGUAAAUUUACAUGCACGACGAGGGGACGUGGAUUCAAAGCAGAAGGCAUUGCGUUGCCUUGGCCAGUUAGAGCUAAAUACAAACAAUAAUGAAGAGAUACAACGAGAGGCUGCUGCAGUGCGCAGGGGAGCAUUUCUGCGAAUUAUGGCCAAACAGUAUCUGUGAUGUGAAUGACAUAGGAACAAUGAAACUCCGAUAUUAAAAGCAAAAUGAAAAUUAUUUUCUCUUUUGUACUGUUUUCAUCGGCAAGGAUAUGGAGUUGGAACAUUCUUCUUUUUUUUUUUUCCUUGUAUGUGGCACGUAGAAUAAAUAUUUAUACAGAUUA